UAGAAUAGUGAAGUCAUCUUUCCAUCAUCUGUUCCUUUUAAGCCGGCAUUUUUGAGAGGGAGGUUCCUUGCGCCGCAUAUACAAACACUCAGUCUGCACUAGGAGCCAGCAGAGAUCUGACCUAUUCCUUCACACAGAACAGGAAGUUGAUACGACCUGACAUCAAGAUGGCAACAAAGGGAGUCGGCAUGGCUAACAAAGGUCCCGCCUUCGGCAUGAGCCGGCACGUUCAGGAUAAGAUCGACAGCAAGUACGACGCCGAGCUGGAGCUGAUCCUGGUGGAGUGGAUCAGCCGUCAGUGCGGCGCCGGUGUGUCAAAGCCGGAGGCCGGAAAAAUGGGCUUCCAGGCCUGGCUGAAAGACGGAUGUGUCCUGAGUGAACUGAUCAACAGUCUGUUCACCGCGGAGAAACCGGUGAAGAAGAUCCAGAGCUCGACCGCAGCCUUCAAACAGAUGGAGCAGAUCUCCCAGUUCCUCAACGCCUCGGAGAAGUACGGCGUCACCAAGACCGACAUGUUCCAGACCGUGGACCUUUGGGAAGGUAAGGACCUGGCGGCGGUGCAGAGGACCCUGUCAGCUCUGGGCAGCUUGGCCUUCACUAAGGACGAAGGCACGUACAACGGAGACCCCAACUGGUUCUUCAAGAAAUCCCAGGAGAACAAGCGGGACUUCAGCGACGACCAGAUGAAGGCGGGCAAAAAUGUGAUUGGUCUACAGAUGGGGUCAAAUAAGGGAGCCUCCCAGGAGGGCAUGAGCUACGGAAGAUCCCGACAGAUCCUGUAAAAACCACUGAGCCCCAGAUACCCCCGAAACCUCUUCAGCCCCCUAAAAGCCUUCUUAGAGCCUGUAAACGUCCCCCCCCUCCUCCUCCUCCUCCCAUACUUCCCAGUCUUGACACUUGCCCCCUCUAUGUUUACGCUUGCACUGGUGCUCAUCAUGCUUUGUCCUUCCCACUGCAGGAAGGACCAGUACAACGUUUGUAGUCUUAAUAAGUGGGGGAAAAAAAAAAGUAAAAAGUGACCAUGAAAAUGACCUGGAGGUAGAAACCAAGAUGACAAUGCGCCAUAACUGACCACCGUCUCAUCUCUGAUGCAAAGUAAAAUAAAUGUCUGAAUUUUCGGCAUUUGCUUCCUAGAUUUUUAUUUUUUAUUUUGUAAUAUUGGCUCUGGAUUCUGUGUUUACGUAACUUACAGAAGAGAUAUACUUUCCAGACUUGAGUGGUGACCCAUCCCCCCGCGGCGCACCAUUACACCCCUAAACAUUUACAAUUAUGUUCUUUUUUUUUUUUUUCUGUCUUCCACACACCACGAUGCUUCGCCUGCUGUAUCAGCGCCAAUAUUUUUGUACAUUGUCUUAUUAAAUAAUGACUUUGAAAUGCA
Molecule: messenger RNA, 1378 nt
Organism: Cyclopterus lumpus (lumpfish)
Lineage: Eukaryota; Metazoa; Chordata; Actinopteri; Perciformes; Cyclopteridae
Gene: tagln
Product: transgelin
Exons: 6
Coding region: 168-782 (204 amino acids)
Molecular function (GO): protein binding
Source: RefSeq, a predicted model, not a curated record